Molecule: messenger RNA, 3083 nt
Organism: Cercospora beticola
Lineage: Eukaryota; Fungi; Ascomycota; Dothideomycetes; Mycosphaerellales; Mycosphaerellaceae
Biological process (GO): protein ubiquitination; ubiquitin-dependent protein catabolic process
Molecular function (GO): ubiquitin protein ligase activity
Source: RefSeq, a predicted model, not a curated record
UACUUCACGAAUACGAUCAACACCUCGGACUCCGGCGGACACGUAUCGCAUGGUCAGAGCCAUGUCGCACAUCCUCCUCGCACCGCCCGCCACGAGAUAGCGAUCGCGACCGAGCACCCGAGGCCGUCUUGGGCCACUGUUUGUGGAGCGAUCAGGCAGCGAAAGACGAGAUGGAAGCGGUCAACAAUGUCUCCUACAUCCCGUCAGCAAUGGACUUGCUGCUCGUGGUCCCGCGGCUUGCUCAGCGAGCCGGGAACUUCGCCCUGUACCACAUGCCCGAAGCCGUGGACAACAUCGCCGGCAAGAUCUGGAGCGGCAGCAUGAUACCCGAUCCCACCACCCACCACACCAUUGCCAACUCCACCAUAUCCAAUGCCGGCACUGCUCUCGUCCAGACGACAGCAUCAGCUCUGGAGUCUUCCCUCAAGGAUGCAUUCACGCAGGGCAGCGACGAGUCGGGCUCGUUCUUGAUGGGAGUUGCGGCUGGCAUAGGAAAGCUGAAGAACUUUGGGGGCAUCUUCUCAUACAUGACUUCGCGAUGGGCGUUGACGACAUUCACGGCCGCCGUGUUGCUCAAUCGCACGCAGUUCUAUGCUUCAUCUCGCGAGCACCUGCGGUUGCGUUUCCACAUGCGACUCGCGCUGUACCUCAUCCCAAUCCUCGCUUUCCUGACUCAGAUGUUGCACAUCCUGCAGGCUCUGAGAUGCCAGACUUCUCCGGACUUCCCGCAACUACGAUACGGUGAUCCAUUGAAGAACCUCACGAUCGAUUUCGCAGCGGAAGGAGGCUUCUUGUACCGCUUAAGCUCCACAUUGCUGUUUUGGCAAGACGAUGCUCAAUGCUGUCAUGCCAGAUCAAUGUCUCUGGUCGGCAUGGGCGAUGACAAGAGUGCUUUGAGGGGAUCCAUGUCCAUGCUCUACUGGUUCUUCCUGACUUUGUGUACGAGUCAGCUUUUCGAGACCUUGGCAUGUGCUUUGCAAGGCAGAAUCCCCAAGCCGGAAACAGGCAUGACGAUUUUUGAGCACUCUCUGGCAUUUGCCGAAUGCGAAGCCAUGAUCAGUAGCGCACUCGGGUUUGGCGUGUUCGGUCUAUCGAAGAGCGGAAGUUCUGGCUCAACGACUAGUUCUGGCCCUCUUCUGAGCAGAUCUGAAAUCAUGCAACGACUGAAUGUGCCUCCAGAAGUUCUGCUGGUAUGUCUGAUAUCCUGCUUCAGCCAUAUCAGCAGCGCCUCUCUGGCUGUCGCUGGUAUUCGAGACAAGGUACGGCUCGUGAACACGGCUGUUUGGGCAUGCUGUUAUAUGUCCGCUCUCAUCUGGAGUUUUACCAAGAUCUUCAUUGGCGAUGCCGACGACUCGGAUCUUGGCUUUCUCAGAUUCCCAACGGUCAUGCUUGUAGGCUUCGUUCCUCACAUCACAAUACUCACUGGCAUCUUGGUCUGUGGCGCUAUCUAUGGAAUAGCUUUCUUAGUGACUGCGUUCUCCAUUCCGCGCGAGACAGCCGAGAAUUUCUCUCUGCGGCAACGCUUCGCAUGGGCAUACAACAAUCUCCAGGCCAAUGUUCAAUUCUCGCAAAGCUCAGCAAUUCGCAUACAGAUGUCAGAGGAUGUCUAUACUAUGCUACUCAAAAUCGGCUUCAAUGUAUUGACUGCAGCUAGUGAAGCAGUCUACCUGAAUGAAGGCAGCCGCAUCCAUAUCGCGCCUAUGACUUGGCUCGAGCAAAAGCGCAUCGAUGAGUUGGCGUCGGAAAUGGAUCGACACGCUACUCCGGCUGUGCCUUCAGAGCUGCUCGACUCUGGUAUUGCCAGAGGUGUCAACUUCGUUGAUCACCAGAAUCUUGCGAUUAGCCAAUCACCGUAUGCACGAGAGCGCAAGUCGAAGCCUGCAAAGACUGGAGCCGAGAAACAGAACGCCGCCGAAAUGGACACCGGAUUGGGAAUAACACAGCGUAGAAGCCGCAUGCAAUUAACUUUCGAUUUCAUCGCCGGGAUAAUGGGCCUUACUCUCAGUCUGCAAGCACACAUCUUGCUGGGCUUGCUGCACAAGCUAGGCAUUGAACGUCGGCCUUCAUGGUUGCUCAAAGUUGCAGGAAUCGCGGAGGGCCAACGAAAACCUUCGGCACAUUUUCGCAGCAAGCGGUCGGACCCCUUAAAUUUCUACGUGCUGGGCGAUGACGGUAGCCUGAAACUGCCACUGGACAACAAUGUCGACGUCGAAGUGGAAACCAGACGCAUGAUGAUGCGCAGAGGCAUAUACGAGGACGAACAGCACCUCAGUAACGAUCUCUACAAACGGUGGAGGGGUGGAGGCUGGUACGGCGAGCUCGAUGCUAGCGGUGACUAUGCCGCUAGCGUGGCUGACGACGAUGAUGUCACGAGCGUAAUCUCUAUGAGCACGAAUGCCAGCACCAAUGGCGACGAUGAUUCGGAUAGCGGAAGGAGAACUCCGACUCAAGAAGAUCCAUAUGGUGGCCGUUUCAGCAGGGAGUCUUCUGUCACGACGGACGGUGGCGUUGACUUAAGCUCGCUUUCGAGAUUGCUCAACCCGCAGAACUCGACUGAUCGAGAAGAGGCCAGGCUACUGUCGUACAGUUUGCAGUCUGAUCGCCCCAUGACACGGAGUCAGUACCGUCGGAAUCAAGACCGCACUCGGGCAGAGCUCCUGACCGGCCUGCGCAGCAGCUCAUCGGCCAAGGAAGGCACUUUCCCCUCCUUAUCCAAUCCAGAGGACGAAGAGCGAGAUCUCGAACACUUCAUCCUCUCCCAACGUUCGAAAGCCAAAGCUCGGGCGAAACGUGCUGGCACCUGGGAAGCGGGCGCGGAAGGCAUGGGCGAAGGCGGACCACAGUGUGUGGUGUGCCAGUGCUCUCCUCGCACGAUACUGGUAUGGCCUUGCGGAUGUUUGAGUAUGUGCGACGAUUGUCGUGUUGGCUUAGCGGCGAGGAACUAUACAAAGUGCAUUUGCUGUCGCACAGACAUCGCGGCGUAUUCGAGGUUGUAUGUACCUUAGGUCUUGGACAUUCUGCCGCAGCGCAGGCAUUAGAGAGCGUGUUUUUGAAUCGAUGCAUAUUUCACGGUGUCACUACUC